CGAUAGCAAUGCACCAAGGCUGUUCACCAUUACCAGCAUUGUUCCAUUAUCAUCAAGGAUCUACUUCUGCAGUAAUUGACAAUCUUUGAGCAGUCUAAUGCAGAAAUACCACUUCCCCAAUCAAACCCCGUGCGCUAGAUGGUCCUGCAUAUGUUUUACUUCCCAGGACACAGUAGUUUUGAUGAAGAACUGCUCACCGAGGCUCAUCCAAUUUCAUCCCAAUUCGUGCGACAUAUAAGAAGCAUCCACGGCAAGCAAGGCUCAUUUGUCUCAUUCUGCCUGUUCCACACGAUCUUCAACACGACGUUCUUCUCCCAGGGUGUUCCCUGCCCAUUGUACCAACCCGAUCUUUUUUUCAACAUCUGCGGAUGCCCGUUGACAAUGUCGACCGACACGGUUUCGAAUCAAGUUCCUGUGAACGGCACCAUCCAGGUGAAAGUGCCACCGGGCAACCAGACUGGCCAGUACUAUAUCCUGAUCUCCAAUGUACAUUACCAGCUGUGAUGAUGCUCGACCCAAAAUCCGUGAAAUUAUUAGGCUAAUACGCGUAAUUUCCUCUCAGCUGCCAUGGAACACGUCUUGGCAGCAGUUGAAAGACCAUGUCCGAACUGUCUGCUCCGUUGAGAGGGUUGAGGUAUUCAACGAUAGUACCUCUGGGUGGGUCAUGGUUCGAGGGCACGACAGUUACAAUGCGGCAUUGCAGCUGCUCAGCGGUGGGCUAUUCAAUGGACGACCAACGUUUGCAGACGGCAGAAAUGCCACACAGUCCAUCAUGAUCAAGGAGCUCGUGGUCCCUUCGACCAUGGCUGUGCCGUCACCGCGAUCAUCUCGCACACCGAUAGCGCAUGCGCCGCCUUCAGCGCAGUACUCUAGUGCAUAUAGUCCUCCGACAUCACCACCUGCUACAUAUACUGCAGAUUACGGUCAGUGGACUUCUGCCGCACCAACGGCGGCGGCAUAUGUGACCAGCCCCACGACCGACUACUCGCCACACAUGGCUACGCCGUACGACUAUGGAGAAGCACCUGGCUGGUAUCCGUACGAUGGUACCUCGUAUGUAGACCAAUCUUCGGUUAUACCAGCCACAGUACAGUACCCAUACGACGCUUACCAGCAGGCGCCACAGUACGAUCAUCUGAACGGGUACGGUGGGACUGAGUACGGCUCAUCCGGAAAUGCACCAGUUCGGGAGUCGCGACAUGCCAAAUCCCCCAUAAUCAAUAACAGUUCAGCUGGUUUUGUGAAAACGGAGAGACGAAAGAUCAUCAUCAAGGGACUGACGAGCUGGACCUCGCUUGACCAAAUCAAGGAGCUCCUUCGCACCAAAGCUGGUUCUGAUGCAGAUAAGAACCCCCAUAUCAACUUGCCUGUUUCCGAAGAAGGAGGCAUCCGGGGAUACGCGACAAUUACGUUCCGGAGCGAGGAGGUGGCCAGCAAAAUCGUCAAAAGGCUCAAUAAGGCCACUUUCAACGGCCGGGAGAUCAAGGUCGAGCUCACCAAGGAAGGCGUCUCGAGAAAUGAAGAGCACCAUGCAAAGAGCAGCCAUCACCAGAGUAGUCAUCACCACAGCAGUAGGCAUCACCGCGAAGACAGGGAGAGAUCUGGCCGCGAAGACAGGGAGAGGUCUGGGAAGAAGGAAAACUCCAAGGCUUCGACACCGUGCCCUGUUGAGAAGAAGGACAAGUCUCAGAGCAAGCGAGGUGUCGUCAUAGCUAAUGGAUCCUCGAAGAACCCAAAGGCAAGCGAUUGGAGCAAGAAAUCUGGCUAACUGCCCUCUUGGCCCGUGAACUUGGGAGAUGACCAAAGAGGGGCAAUGGAAUUGUCGGGGCUGAGAUCACAGAACAGAUCUGAUUGGAA
Pseudomassariella vexata is the source of this 1857-nucleotide messenger RNA. RefSeq lists its product as uncharacterized. The coding region runs from base 485 to 1768 and encodes 427 amino acids. Gene Ontology annotation, molecular function: mRNA binding. The record is from RefSeq and is a predicted model, not a curated record. Lineage: Eukaryota; Fungi; Ascomycota; Sordariomycetes; Amphisphaeriales; Pseudomassariaceae. The transcript has 3 exons. Gene Ontology annotation, cellular component: ribonucleoprotein complex; cytoplasm; nucleus.